Messenger RNA from Drepanopeziza brunnea f. sp. 'multigermtubi' MB_m1, 2022 nucleotides. RefSeq lists its product as uncharacterized. Lineage: Eukaryota; Fungi; Ascomycota; Leotiomycetes; Helotiales; Drepanopezizaceae. Gene Ontology annotation, biological process: regulation of transcription by RNA polymerase II. Gene Ontology annotation, molecular function: RNA polymerase II cis-regulatory region sequence-specific DNA binding. The record is from RefSeq and is a predicted model, not a curated record.
AUGGUUUCGAAAUCAUUGGAACUAGACCGCUUCAGCUUGAUCAACACGACCGAAAGUUGGAAGCUUGAAGUUGUCUCUGCCGCAGACUUCCAGAUCCCCGGGCACCUGGCCAACUUGGACCUCAACGUCGUUCUUGAAGCCUUGAGCUCAAGAAAAGUUUGGGCUUCCCGUGCAAUGGGAUGCAAAAUAGACAUGGAGAUCCUGCUUGACGGUAAGCAAUUGCUGCGGAACGUCUCUGACCAGUGGCUACAGAGUCUGGGCGUGCGGAUUCGAGAUGCAAAGGCAUGGCAAAAGCUCUUCAUAUCAACAUCUCUUGAAAUCCCUGAAGCGGGCCCUCAUGGGCAACAAUCCCAUGCAUGGGUUCAUCUGAAGAAUAGUGCACAACAAGCAAACCGUGCGGAAGGGGAAGGGCUGGCAGCAUGGCUGGGAAGCAGCACCGAUUUGAAAGUGCCAGCUGGCGUCGUAUCCUUCAAAUUCGAGAGUCUACGAAUGCAAUUCGACUUCAUGCGGGUACAAGUGAAGCCAAAAUCCAAGCGAACAAGGACGCUGGAGGGAAACACAACAUCAUUUGAUGUUAUGUUGCUCGACGUCCCUGCGGAAACUCAGGCCCCGCAUGACACUCAUUCCAAAAAUCUUGAGAAAGCUUCGAAGGCUUUGAAGCACAUACCGGACAAGAUUGCUGGAUUUUUUCGUACCCCCCAUCCCUCCGGCCUCGGCAAUCAAUCGCCGUUAUUCACACUUCAUUUGCAAGCCCAGAAUGCCGAUGCAAUCACUGGUGCGAGUCGGAAGACAUUUGCUUUGGGGGAAAAUAUACAGAAGGGCAGGAAGGGCAGGCACCCUGAAAAGGUCGUGGAAGUUGUCAGGGAGUGGCUGAUAUCGCAUCCCAGCAAUCAAUACCCAACUGCGGAAGAAAAGCAACAACUCAUGGAUCUGACGGGGCUGCAAAGAGUCCAGUUGAGUACUCUUCUUCGCUAUCAACGGCAGAAACUGCGCAAAUGGGCACCCAUCAUAGACGAGACUCACAGUAAAGAUGAAAUGCUGCUGGAUUACGAAGACUCUCCGGCCAUCUAUCACGCGGAGGAACAUGGCAAUGAUAAGAUGCUCUUCUCGCAGACCUCUACCUCGUCAUCAAUUUCGCCAGGCUCCUCAAGUUCUCGCGCUUCUUUGAGCCCUUUCUCCAAGCACCGCUUCACGCCUGAUCCAAGCGACAUGUCCAUCCCAGCGUCAAUACUAUCCAAUCUAGUGGAUGCCGCCACUGGUGUUCUUUUCGGCGGCAACGUAGGCCCUUGUCUUCUUAAAGCACGGGAUACUGAAUUGAGCAAACCAUCCCCAAGAUCUUCGCUGUCUCAAUUGGUCCCGGUCAUGUUCUCUCCUGGGUACAACGAGUCAGUGGCACAUAAUGCUAGAUAUCUCCCAACGAUAUCUCGCGCCUUGUCAACUUCUCUCCCCCACAACAUCCAAACACCCAGCCUGAGGCGGAAGCUACUUCAACUUUCGAGUUGCGACCCAUCAUAUUUUUAUGGUCGUUCCAACGACUGCGGGGAGCCUGGUACACUAGAGAGAUUGUCGUUCGUGACACAAACAAGGCUAUGGGCUAUGAUACAGAGAAAAAUCUACGAUACGACAGCAGCAACAAAAUUAUGGCGACAGACUCUGUCAGAUGAAAGUUUACACAAGGACAGUGACUUUGAAGACUUGUUUGGCAGUAUCGGGGGUCAAGAUCGGGUCAUGAGCGACCUCGGAGACUCUUUCACUGAUGACGGAAUGCUUUUUACCGAUGAUGAAGACGAUGAAUCACUGCUACUGGAUAAAGAAGUCGGGGAAGACUCGGACUGGGAAAGGCGAGCUAUCGAGCUCGAGACUGAUGAAAUGUUACUCAGUGCCGACCAGGAAGAAGCCGAUGAAGAUGGCAAUGGGAUGUAUCUGAUAAAUGAAAUCGAUUCAUGGGUAAGGAAGAACAAAGAAGACGAUACAGAUAUGCUGUUGGGAGAUGGGGGGGACGGAGAUGAUAUGUUACUCUGA